ACGCGGCUGCGCAUGUUCCUACCGGGUAUUACGUUAUAUUUGAACGUGUUUACCGCUAAAAUGACCAAAACACAAGUGUUUUCAACAUAACAACAGUUCAAAAACAAAAUGAAGUGUCAGUUCUUACUAUUAGUUCCGUGAAGUGUAAAAUUAAGUGUUGAAACGACAGAGAAGGAAUAAAACAAAUGUGUGUGAUCCAUGUGUGAAUGUUGUGCUGCAAGAUGUGGUCGAGAAACUUUAUACCGGAUUAUGGGAUUAAAUUAUCCAUCCUCCUUUUGCUGUCUGCGAUAGCUGCUAGGAUUGAUGGCGUCGAAGGUUUCGUCUCAUGCUCUCCGUCCCCUUGCAAGAACGGUGGCACAUGCCUUUCUACGCCGAGAGGAGAAUAUUUUUGCAACUGCACAUCGCGCUACGCCGGCGAAUUCUGCCAGCAUCUCAACCCAUGCCACAGCGAAUCAAGCCCCCGCUGCCAGAACGGUGGUUCGUGCAGAGUGCGCCCAGGAGUCAGCGGAGGGCCUCCCUCCUUCGCGUGUGACUGUCCUCUCGGCUUCAGCGCGUCACUGUGCGAGAUCAGAGUGCCAGCGGCUUGUGAUUCUGCGCCUUGCUUGAAUGGGGCGACGUGUAGGCUGACGUCGUUGCAUAGUUAUGAGUGUGACUGUCCUCCGGGGUAUACAGGCGAGGAAUGCUCCCAUGAGGACCACUGCGCCUCCCAACCAUGCCGGAACGGGGGACGUUGCGUCGCCGACAAUACAACAACUGCUGGCUACUCUUGCGUGUGCCCGCCCGGCUUCACUGGCGCGCGAUGUACUGAAGACGUGGUGGAAUGUUCGAGUGGUUCUGGCCCUUGUCACCACGGGCGCUGUUUCAACACCCACGGCUCGUAUACCUGUGUGUGUGAGCCGGGGUACACGGGGCGGGAUUGUGACGCGGAGUACGUGCCGUGUGAACCUUCGCCAUGCUUGCAUGGGGGAAGGUGCACCCCGUUGGACCAACUGCGGUAUGAAUGCGACUGUCCUACUGGAUACCGAGGCCAAAACUGCGAGAUAGACAUCGAUGACUGUCCGGGCCACUUGUGCCAAAACGGCGCGACCUGUAUUGAUGGACUCAACUCGUAUACAUGCGAGUGUCCCCCGACUUUCACUGGGACGCUGUGUGAAACGGAUGUCGAUGAAUGCGCUUUGAGACCUCUAGUAUGCCAGAACGGUGCCACAUGUACCAACACCGUUGGAGGCUUCUCCUGCAUCUGUGUGAACGGGUGGACCGGGCCAGAGUGUUCUGUGAACAUCGACGAUUGUGCAGGCGCCGCUUGCUUCAAUGGUGCGACGUGUAUUGAUCGAGUUGGAGCGUUCUACUGCAAGUGUACUCCGGGGAAGACGGGUCUCCUCUGCCACCUGGACGAUGCAUGCACAUCGAACCCGUGCCACGUGGACGCGAUCUGCGACACCAGCCCCAUUAACGGCUCCUACACCUGCUCGUGCGCAUCUGGGUACAAGGGCCUUGACUGCUCGGAGGAUAUCGAUGAGUGUGAACAAGGAUCUCCUUGCGAGCACGACGGCAUGUGCGUGAACACGCCCGGCUCCUUCGCUUGCAACUGUUCCGUGGGUUUCACCGGCCCUCGGUGUGAGACCAACGUCAAUGAGUGUGAAAGCCAUCCCUGUAGGAAUGAAGGAUCUUGUUUGGAUGAUCCGGGGACCUUUAGAUGCGUGUGUAUGCCUGGUUUUACGGGCACUCAAUGUGAGGUUGAAAUAGACGAAUGUGCAAACAACCCGUGCCUGAACGGUGGAGUCUGCCAUGACAUGAUCAACGCGUUUCGAUGUACUUGUGUUAUAGGCUUCACGGGCGCUAGAUGUCAAGUGAACAUAGACGACUGUGCCUCUAGUCCAUGUCGGAAUGGAGGCACGUGCCAUGACUCCAUCGCUGGGUACACUUGUGAAUGCCCGCCUGGGUAUACAGGCAUGUCCUGCGAAACCAACAUCAACGACUGUCUCUCCGCCCCUUGCCAUCGGGGUGAAUGCAUUGAUGGUGACAAUAGUUUCACUUGCAAUUGUCAUCCGGGAUACACUGGCCGUGUGUGUCAAACCCAGAUUAAUGAAUGCGAGUCUAAUCCUUGUCAGUUUGGAGGUCACUGCGAAGACCUAAUAGACGGCUACCAAUGCCGCUGCAAGCCCGGUACAUCAGGUCGGAACUGCGAGAUCAACGUCAACGAAUGUUACUCCAACCCUUGUAGGAACGGCGCCACUUGCAUUGACGGGAUAAAUAGGUAUACAUGCGAAUGUAUCCCGGGUUUCACUGGCCAACACUGCGAGACGAACAUUAACGAAUGUUUGUCGAACCCUUGCGCGAAUGGCGGCAAAUGUAUCGAUCGCAUAAAUGGAUUCCGCUGCGAGUGUCCUAGGGGAUAUUAUGAUGCAAGAUGCCUAUCAGACGUGAACGAAUGUGCUUCCAACCCUUGCAUCAACGGUGGUACCUGUGAGGAUGGCGUCAAUCAGUUCAUUUGUCAUUGCUUACCGGGAUAUGGAGGCCAACGUUGCGAGCGUGACAUCGACGAAUGCAGCUCAAACCCGUGCCAACAUGGUGGCACGUGCCAUGACAGACUCAAUGCUUACAAAUGUGACUGCGUUUUAGGAUUUACAGGAGUAAACUGCGAAACGAACAUCGACGACUGUGCCGGUAACCCAUGCUUACACGGCGGCUCUUGCAUCGACCUCGUGAACGGCUACCGCUGCGUGUGCGCGCCGCCGCACUCGGGACGCAACUGCGAGAACACGCUCGACCCGUGCUUGCCGAACCAAUGUCGUCACGGCGGCCGCUGUAUAGCCGAAGCUUCCUACGCUGAGUUUACUUGCCAAUGCCCCGUCGGUUGGACCGGAGCCCUAUGCGAAAGGGAUGUCGACGAAUGUGCAGUUACAGCCCCUUGUCAUAAUGAAGCCACGUGUAUUAACACUGAAGGGUCGUAUGCCUGUCUGUGUGCUAGAGGCUAUGAGGGAAAGGACUGUGCUAUCAACACGGAUGACUGCGCUUCGUUCCCCUGCCAAAACGGCGCCACAUGUUUGGACAGUAUCGGCGACUACAACUGCGUGUGUGCGAGCGGGUUCGCGGGGAAACAUUGUGAAGUUGAUAUAGAUGAAUGCCAGUCUAGGCCCUGUAUGAAUGGAGCUACUUGUAACCAGUACGUCGCAUCAUACACAUGUACCUGUCCCCUGGGUUUCUCUGGCAUCAACUGUCAGACGAAUGACGAAGACUGUACCGACUCUAGCUGUAUGAACGGAGGCUCUUGUAUUGAUGGCAUCAAUUCGUAUAACUGUUCCUGUCCACCUGGCUACACAGGCUCCAACUGCCAGUUCCGUAUCAACAUGUGCGACAGUUCGCCGUGCGCCAACUCGGCCACGUGCCACGACCACGUGACGCACUACACCUGCCACUGCGCCUACGGGUAUACCGGGAAACAUUGCGAUACUUUUGUGGAUUGGUGUGAAAACAAUCCAUGUGAAAACGGUGCGACAUGUUCACAAAAAGGACCACAAUAUACAUGCUCCUGCGCACCCGGCUGGUCGGGGAAGCUUUGUGAUGUUGAAAUGGUGUCCUGCAAAGAUGCUAGUAUACGUAAAGGUGUGAAACUAAAGCAACUCUGCAACAACGGUACAUGCGAAGACAUCGGCAACUCGCACCGCUGCCACUGCCUUGACGGUUACACUGGUUCUUACUGCCACAAGGAAAUCAAUGAAUGUGACUCCGCCCCUUGCCAGAACGGGGCUCUAUGCAAAGAUCUAGUGGGAACAUACCAGUGCCAAUGCGCCAAAGGAUUCCAAGGACAGAACUGCGAACUAAACGUGAACGACUGCCUUCCAAACCCGUGCCAAAAUGGCGGAACAUGCCACGACUUGAUCAACAACUUCUCCUGUUCCUGUCCGUUUGGAACGCUGGGCAAAAUCUGUGAAAUCAACGUUAAUGACUGCAAGCAAGACGCGUGUCAUAAUAACGGUACCUGUAUUGAUAAAGUUGGAGGCUUCGAAUGCAAAUGUCCGCCUGGUUUUGUCGGGCCGAGGUGUGAAGGAGAUAUUAACGAGUGCUUGUCCAACCCGUGCUCGAACCCGGGAACUCAGGACUGCGUGCAAUUGGUCAACGAUUACCAUUGUAACUGCAAGCCGGGCUAUAUGGGCAGACAUUGUGAUGCCAAAGUUAACUUCUGCGCAAACUCCCCGUGCCAGAACGGUGGUAUAUGUACCGCUAUUCAAGGUGGACAUGAAUGUCUUUGCAGCGAUGGAUUCUAUGGCAAGAACUGCGAGUACUCAGGAUAUGCAUGUGAUUCGAACCCGUGCCAAAAUGGAGGCUACUGCAGAACAUCAGAGAUUGGAGAUUACGUGUGCGACUGUCCAUCUGGCUUGUCUGGAAUCAAUUGUGAAAUAGAUUCUAUGAACGAAUGCCUCAGCAAUCCGUGCAAACACCCAGACGCGCGUUGUAUCGACAAACCCGGCGACUACUUAUGCUACUGUCCACGACAAUGGACAGGAAAGAACUGCGAUAUACACGACCCACACUCAAGAGGUGGUUAUGGAAGCCCCGUGAGCGGAGUAUACGGUAAAAACCCUGGAUUGACGCUGCAAGAACUAGAUCUGGCUUUCCAAAGAGAACAAUGUGUGAAACUAGGCUGCAAAGAGAAGAAAGGAGACAACCAUUGCGAUGAAGAAUGUAAUACUUACGCGUGCGAAUUCGACGGCAACGACUGCUCUUUGGGAAUCAAUCCGUGGGCCAAUUGCACUGCUCCUAUCAAAUGUUGGGAGGUGUUCAUGAACGGAGAAUGUAACGAGGUCUGCAACACGCAAGACUGUCUAUUUGACGGGCGAGACUGCGAGAAAUCUCUACAGAAAUGUAACCCGAUUUACGACGCGUACUGUCAGAAACAUUACGCAAACGGACAUUGUGACUACGGAUGCAACAACGCUGAAUGUAACUGGGAUGGUUUGGAUUGUGAGAAUGAGCCGCCUGAUCUAGCCGAAGGCGUCAUCUCAGUCAUAUUGCUGAUGGACAUGAGAACGUUCAAAGAGAACUCUGUUGCCUUCUUGCGAGAUCUGGGACAUCAGUUGCGUACAACAGUUCUAAUUAAGAAAGAUCACCUCGGAAACGAUAUGGUGCAGCCUUGGAAGGGGUCAACGGACGUUGGGUUACAAGACACGGAAUUCGGCAAGAAACAUCAUAUUGUGUUCACUGAACGCGGCCAGUCCGGCGUCCAAGUUUACCUCGAGAUCGAUAACAGAAAGUGCACAACAAUGUCCAAUUCGGAAUGUUUCUUCUCAGCCCGCGAAGCCGCUGAAUUCUUAGCGGCUACCGCUUCAAAGCAUUCCUUAUCACCUGACUUCCCUAUAUUCCAAGUGAAAGGUGUAAACACUCCAAUUAUAGACAUUCCUACGAAUUCCAAAUACGUUUUCAUCGGCGUUAUUUUAGUUCUUCUAGCUGGUUUACUUAUUGGAGUUUUAGUUACUGCGCAAAGGAAACGCGCAGCUGGCAUAACAUGGUUCCCAGAAGGUUUUAUAAGCAACGGUUCGUCUUCGCGUCGUCGCUCAAGACGUCGUGGUCCAGAUGGGCAGGAGAUGAGGAAUUUGAACAAGGGUUCCAUGGGAUGCAUCGAUGUGGAUAUCAAUGGAGGUCACAUGGUGCCGCCACACUGGUCUGAUGAAGAUGAUGAUGGUUCAGCUCCUCCCAGGGCUAAGAGGGCUAGAGGGCCGGGAGAUUCUAAUGGAGCUCCAGGUGGAUAUGCAUCAGAUCAUACAGCGAUCACGGAUUAUGAAGAAGCUAGUCAUGAGCCGAGGGUCUGGACCCAACAGCAUUUGGAUGCGGCUGAUAGCAGAGUACCACCGAGUAUGAUGACACCACCCGCUAUCCACGAUGGCCACGUAGACGUAAACGCACGUGGUCCUCUCGGUAUGACACCACUCAUGGUGGCCGCCAUCCGGGGCGGAGGCCUAGACACUGGCUCUGAUGUGGAGGACGAACAGACUGCGCACAUUAUAUCCGAGCUCGUGGCUCAGGGGGCGCAGCUUAAUGCUGCUAUGGAUAAAACUGGGGAGACUAGCUUGCAUCUUGCUGCUAGAUACGCACGCGCAGACGCAGCAAAGCGCCUGCUAGACGCGGGCGCGGACGCAAACUCGCAGGACAACACGGGCCGGACGCCAUUGCACUCUGCUGUAGCGGCUGAUGCUAUGGGCGUGUUCCAGAUAUUGUUGCGCAAUAGAGCCACUAACUUGAACGCUAGGAUGCAUGAUGGGACUACACCGCUUAUAUUGGCUGCUAGGCUGGCCAUAGAAGGCAUGGUGGAAGACCUAAUAAACGCAGAUGCUGAUAUAAACGCAGCAGACAACAGCGGUAAGACAGCACUACACUGGGCAGCCGCUGUGAACAAUGUGGAUGCUGUCAAUGUUCUACUGGUACAUGGGGCUAAUAGAGAUGCGCAGGAUGAUAAGGACGAAACCCCCCUCUUCCUCGGCGCCCGUGAAGGCUCCUACGGUGCGUGUAAAGCUCUCCUAGAUGCACUUGCUAACAGAGAGAUCACAGAUCACAUGGACAGACUCCCACGAGAUGUGGCUCAGGAGCGAAUGCACGAUGAUAUCGUAAGAUUGUUGGAUGAACACUGUGUGCGACCGCAGCAUCAUCAUCUUAUGACAUCACCAAACCCCCAUCCUCAACUGAUAAGCCAGCCUACAGUGAUAAGCGCCACAGCCACUAAGGGCAAGCCGAAGAAGCCCCGCGCUAAAGUGGGGCCCGACAGCCCACAGGAACAGUACGAUAAUAACUUGCAGGCUUCGCAGAUACGACGGAAACCAAGUGUAAAAAAGAGUAAUAAGAAAGUGGCACAAGAAGUGCCACAAAGCGUGGAAAGUCUCGGCUUCAGUUUGAGCCCUGUCGAAUCUCCGCUACAAAAUUUACAGGAUUUGCCGUCGCCGUACGACGCGACGUCUCUGUACUCGAACGCGAUGGCGCAGUUCCCGGGUAUGGAGUUGGUGCACAAGCAGCCGCCCAGCUACGAAGACUGCGUUAAGUCGGGCGGCGCCGUGCAGUUCGGCGGCGGCGCGGGCGCGUCGCUGUCCCCGCCCUACUCCAACCACUCGCCCGCGCACAGCAACCACACCACCUCGCCGCAUGCAUACAUCGGCUCCCCAUCCCCGGGCAAGUCCCGGCCGUCUCUGCCCACGUCCCCGGCGCACAUGGCGGCGCUGCGCCACCACCACCAGCACCAGCUGGACGCUGCUGCUUACUCUGCACUUGCGCAUCUCAGUGCGAACGGGCAACACAACGCGCAGCUCCAAGCGGUGAUGUCGCACGCAGCUGCGCUCUCACACGCACAGGCUCAUCACCCGGCCAUCACCAAUAUUAUGUCCGGUCUGUACGGCAGCUGGGGCAUGGGCGACACGUUCCCCACCCCCUCCCCCGAGUCCCCCGACCACUGGUCCACCCCCUCGCCCCAAACCCCACUCACGCAAUCCCCGCACUCUGAUUGGUCAGAUCGGGCCGCGCUAUCCCCUAACGACAUGCAACAAGCGAACAAAGGAGCAACAGAAGCCAUCUACAUUUAAAAAUAGAACGUUCAAUAUUCCAUUGGCGGUUAAUCUAACUAUUUUUUCUUUUAAAUUGGCGAUUCGAAUUAAGAACGCGUCGGUUCUAUAAAAUGAAUUCGACUAUUUUUAGUUUGCAAUUUCUCAUUCAGAUGCCGU
Colias croceus (clouded yellow) is the source of this 7703-nucleotide messenger RNA. RefSeq names its product neurogenic locus Notch protein (gene N). Gene Ontology annotation, cellular component: membrane. The record is from RefSeq and is a predicted model, not a curated record. The transcript is spliced from 34 exons. Bases 207 to 7565 code for a protein of 2452 amino acids. Gene Ontology annotation, biological process: Notch signaling pathway; regulation of developmental process; multicellular organism development. Gene Ontology annotation, molecular function: Notch binding; calcium ion binding. Lineage: Eukaryota; Metazoa; Arthropoda; Insecta; Lepidoptera; Pieridae.